GAGUAGAAUCAGAAGGAGUAGAAUCAGAAGAAGUAGAACCAGAAGAAGUAGAACCAGAAGGAGUAGAGUCAGAAGGAGUAGAAUCAGAAGAAGUAGUACCAGAAGAAGUAGAACCAGAAGAAGUAGAAUCAGAAGAAGUAGUACCAGAAGAUACUCAACUACCUCUAAUUUUUGACACAAUAAGAGAAGUGGACGUCAAUAAACCUGUUCAACUAACUGUCUCUCUGUCCCCCUGUCCUGCUGUCUGUCUGACAGAGAGGUAUAACUUCCUGGGUAUCAGUAUCGUAGGUCAGAGUAACGAGCGAGGAGACGGAGGUAUUUAUAUCGGCUCCAUCAUGAAGGGAGGAGCUGUGGCAGCAGACGGACGCAUCGAGCCUGGAGACAUGUUACUGCAGGUGAACAACAUGAACUUUGAGAACAUGAGUAACGACGACGCUGUUCGAGUCCUCAGAGAGAUCGUCCACAAACCAGGUCCGGUGACGUUGACGGUGGCUAAGUGUUGGGAUCCGAGUCCUCGCGGUUGCUUCAGUCUUCCGAGGAGUGAGCCGGUCCGUCCGAUUGACCCAGCUGCCUGGGUGUCGCACACGGCCGCCAUGACGGGGAAGCUCCCCCCCCACUACGGCGUGCACGAAGAAAACCUUCUCACCAUCCACAGCGACAUGACGGUGGUCGUCACCGCGAUGGCCAAUCCUGAGUCAGGUCUGGAGGUUCGGGACCGGAUGUGGCUGAAGAUCACCAUCCCCAACGCCUUCAUUGGUUCCGAUGUGGUGGACUGGCUCCACCGGAGCGUUGACGGGUUCACUGACCGCCGAGAAGCUCGCAAGUACGCCGGAAACCUGCUGAAGGCCGGAUUCAUCCGGCACACCGUCAACAAGGUGACCUUCUCUGAGCAGUGCUACUACGUGUUCGGAGACCUCUGUGGAGAUCUGGGUGUGAUGACUCUGCUGGAUCCCGAAGAAGAGUCCAGUCUAGGAGGAGGAUCAGAUUGUGACCCUCUGGCUCCGGCAUCGGGCCCCCAGAGGCCCCCGGCCUUCCCCUACCAGUACCCCGUCCCUCACCCCUACAGCUCGCCUUCCCCCCUCCACCAGCUGCCGGCCUGGGGAGGAGGAGGAGGAGGAGGAGGAAGUCAGCACAGUGAAGGAAGUCACAGCAGCGAAUCAAAUUGUAGUGACGGUCAGAAGAAGGGAGGACGAGGCAGCCAAUCAGAGAUGACCAAACAGGAAGUGAGUGCUUCGCCCGACAAAGAUCUGGCGGCAGAGUCUCACGGUGACGACGGCAUCCGGCGACCUCCGACCUCCUGCUCUGGUCUCCAUGGUAACAAAGACUCUCAGGACCUCCCGCCGGCUCCGUCGCCUCCAGGUCGGCAGUUGUUCUGCCUGGCCGUGGGAAACCCCGGUGAUUUCUUUGUGGAUGUCAUGUGACCCUGUGAUGAUGUCACGUCCCGUGAGAAAACACCACUUUCGUACUUUUGAAGAAAUAUGCACACAAGCUGCUGAUGGUGGAGUUUUAACAAACACACAAUGAGACGAGGAGAGAAACUGAUGUUUGAUUUAAAGGUGGAUUUAUCUUUGUACCUUCACUGUGGACUCAGAGAGCCUUGAUGUGGUUGUAUAGAGUUAAUCCUACAUCUAAAAGAAGAGGCUGGUAGAAACCUCCUAAACACCUACUAGAUAACGCUAGACAACUCUUAGACAUCUCAACUCCUAAACAACUCCUAGACAGCCCUUGAACCCUGUGAAGGAGGAUGUGGACGUUUUAUGUGGACGAGGGUGGACAAGAUUAAAUGGAUGGAUGGGCAUCUACUGGUCCGUCGUUACACUGAGGAGAAAACUACCAGUCUCUGCUGGUAACUCACAGUUUAUCUAAUCAAUCUUCAGUCUUUUCGUUCAUGUGUCUAAGUAACACCUGACCUCCAGAGCACAUAUGAAUAAUGUACUUUAACAUAUGAGUAUAUGAUGGAUGAAGAGCUGUGUCAAGCAGAUUAUUGUCUUUAUUUAUGAAAAUAGUUUCUCUGUCUUCACUCUGGUUUUAAAUCCUCAAUGAUUAAAAAAUAAAAAAUGUCCAAGUAUCAUUUUGUGGUGAAUCUUUUGUGUGACAUUUUUAAUCAAAAGUUAAUAUAUUUGAAAAUAUUGAGCAUGUAUUCUAAUAACUUGGAGGACAGUUUAUAGCUGUCUUUUGUGUUAAAAUGUAGUAUAUUCCAGGUUUUGGUUCCUCAGACUUUCCAGUAAAAACCUCUCCUGGUUAAGUGCACAACAUCCACAUGUUUCCACACUAAUAGAGACCUGAGCCAGCCCUAACUAUAAACCUGA
Molecule: messenger RNA, 2309 nt
Organism: Anarrhichthys ocellatus (wolf-eel)
Lineage: Eukaryota; Metazoa; Chordata; Actinopteri; Perciformes; Anarhichadidae
Product: segment polarity protein dishevelled homolog DVL-3-like
Exons: 8
Biological process (GO): intracellular signal transduction; canonical Wnt signaling pathway
Cellular component (GO): cytosol
Molecular function (GO): frizzled binding
Source: RefSeq, a predicted model, not a curated record